UGGAAGUGAACCCCCCACGCCACGCAGCUGGACAAUUCAAACAGGAUUCUGUUUUCUUCCUCUUUUUCUUCUUCGUCCUGCUCUCUUCUCUUUUCCCUGCCCCUGUGUGUAAAUGGGGUGGCUUCGUUUCAGUCCUGACCUGUUUUUCCACUCUGUCGUCACGUCACCUGUUGAGAUCUGAUAACCCGGAAGUGAGCGCUCUUGUUGUCACCUUAGGUAGGAACCUUACAGGUGAGAGGCAAACAGCUCGAGCUGGUGAAGUUCUUGGAAAAGAAACAGCAAAAGAGCGAAACUAAGUUAUUUACUCGACGUGAAGAUUAUUUUGUGGAACUUUAGCUUCAUAUUUUAGGCGGAAAUACGGGAGAGGACCGAGUGUGUGAAAGAAAACAGCGAAGAAACAUGGGACGCCUCGCUUCACUGCUUUUGCUUCUGUGCGCCGCGACAGGUGGAAACAGUUUUGAGGUCACAACUCAACCUGCAACUCUGAGAGUAAAAGAAAAUGAAGGUGUGGACAUGUCCUGCUCCUACACAGCAGACUUCGGUGCAGAUGUCAGGAUGGAGUGGAGAUUCGUAAACUCAAAAGGCUCAACACACUAUGUGUUGUUUGACAAAAAAAUAACAGAUACUUAUGCCAAUCGCGUAAAUAUAUUCAGUGACACAAAUUUGAGAUUCAGCAAAGUGACUCGUCAGGAUAACGGCGAGUAUUUCUGCGAUGUGUCCAGCUCCAGUAGCCCGACUAAGAAUUCCAAGGUGGUUCUGACUGUUCUGGUGCCGCCAUCUGUACCAAAGUGUGGAAUCCCCCAAACAGUGACAACGAAUUCACAAGUCAUCCUUACCUGCCAUGAUCCUGACAGUUCUCCACCACCAACAUACAACUGGUACAAAGGCACCACCCUCCUUCCUGUUGACCCGAGCAAGAAUGUUGCCUUCAAGAACGCCACCUACAAGCUGGAUUCGAAAACAGGAAUGCUGGUGUUUCCUUCUGUUACCAAGAUGGACACUGGGGAAUACUCCUGCGAGGUCAGCAACGAUGCCGGUCCUUCCCAGCGCUGCCAAAGUGUAAAAAUGGAAGUCCGUGACAUAAACACCGGAGGAAUUGUUGCCGGGGUAAUCUUUGGCCUUCUGUUGUUGGGCCUUUUGAUAGCCGGCCUUUGGUAUGCCAACAAGAAAGGAUAUCUUCCCAUGAAAAGUGAAAGCAGCAAGCAGCAAAAUGCGGCCUACAAGCCUCCAUCAAUGUAUGGUGGCGGUGGUGAUGAAGAAGAUGGGGAGUUCAAACAGAAGUCAUCGUUUGUGGUGUAGCAGGUGGCAAUCAGAAACCUCUGUUAAAUAUUUGUCUUUGUUAAUUUUUUUUUUUUUUUUUUUUUACUUGUGCUUUCAGUGCUGUUUUUAUGAACCAUCUUGAUUCCCCUCAGAUAAUAAUUUUGCUGUCACCCAUGUAAGAUUUUGCGAUUUUUAAGAAAGUGUUUUGUACAUUUAUAGUUUUAGAUUAAAUGUGGUUUGUAUCUGCUUUUUUUUUUUUGUCUGCCAGCAUGUUUCUGCUACUGAUUAAAGCUACUGUUUGUGUUCUUUUUAUCUUCCAGCUACUAAAUUAUUUUUUUCCAUUAGUAAUUUUCCUUUUAAACUAUCACCACGUACUGAUUAAAGAACAAAGGCUUGGAGUCUAUUUAAACUCACAAAUAAGCUGAACUCCCUUAGUACAUUUCCUGGCAAUUACUGUUUAAUACUGCUAAAUUAUAACAAUGUAGCUGUGCUGUUAGGGUUUUUGUAUUUUCAUCUCAACUUUUCUGCAACAAUACUUUUUAUUAGAGAUUUCUAUAGUAAUUACAAAACCUGCUUUGUGUUUAUAGCUAGAAAAUGUUCAUUAGUUUGUCCUGUGGUUUAAUUAUCUCACUUUUAAUUUUUGACCAUUGUGUAUAUGGAUCACGGUUUAACCUAAAGCUGUCACUUAAAUUGAACAUUUAUAUUUCAUUAUUUUCUAUCUGUGGAAACUGAAAUUACAAUGUUUUGCUUUAAUACUACUCAGGUUUUGAAGUAAAAGUGAUCUGAAGGCAGUCAACACACAACAGUCAAUAUUUGUAUAGGGGAACAGUUUGUUUUUGUUUGUUUUUUAUUUAGAUAUUUUGCAAUUAUCGAUUUGUCUGUUUAUGAAUAAAAUAAAAGUUAAUAAAUUGUCAUCUGGUUUA
Messenger RNA from Gambusia affinis (western mosquitofish), 2183 nucleotides. RefSeq names its product F11 receptor, tandem duplicate 1 (gene f11r.1). Gene Ontology annotation, biological process: establishment of endothelial intestinal barrier; intestinal absorption; cell adhesion. The coding region runs from base 400 to 1299 and encodes 299 amino acids. NCBI's taxonomy places the organism in Eukaryota, Metazoa, Chordata, Actinopteri, Cyprinodontiformes, Poeciliidae. The record is from RefSeq and is a predicted model, not a curated record. The transcript has 10 exons. Gene Ontology annotation, cellular component: bicellular tight junction.